Mesorhabditis belari is the source of this 1110-nucleotide messenger RNA. NCBI's taxonomy places the organism in Eukaryota, Metazoa, Nematoda, Chromadorea, Rhabditida, Rhabditidae. The record is from the annotation of a GenBank genome assembly.
AUGACGGACGUCGAUACGUCAGAUAUCUCUAAGGAAAUUGAGCGCAGACAGGGACGUCUCCGCGAGAUUGACAAUUCAUUGGCUCAAUAUGGGAAUCGGCCUGGCUUUGGCAAUCAACUUGGACAAAAGCGUCGCAACACCGAAGAGGGACUGCCACCAAGGCGCUUGUCGGAACGCAAUGACAGCUCUGGUGGUUUUCAAAGACGACGGACAAUUGAAGCUAAGCGAGGCCGGUUUGAGGAUGUCGAGGACGACGACUUCACUGACGAGGAGGAGGAUUACGAUGAACGCCCCAAGCGAUCCCUGCUCUCUACUGUAUCAUUGCCUGCUAUUGAGACGAAGAGCCGUGAGGAAAAGUUGAAAGAGUUGGACUCAAAGACGCAGAAAGAUGUGAAACAAAGAAACAAGCGUAUGUUUGCUAACUUGCUUAUGGGCACUCUACAACGUUUCCAAAAGGAUGAGAAGAAGAUUCAAAAUGUGGAACGGGUUCAGGCUGAAAAACAACGUGCUGUUGAUCAAAAACUUGAGGAAGAAAAGACAGCUCAGAUUGAGAAGUCAAGGGUCGAACGCGCAGAUCUUUUAUCCAAGCGACGAGACGAGGAACGGGAGAUUCGCGCUUUGACUCGUCGUAAAGCUUUGAUUCAAUAUUCUGAGCAAAAGAUCAACCACUACAAGCAGCUGCAGCACUUUAUUGGAACCCAAACCAAGCCAACAAUCUUCUAUCUGCCAAAUAAGCAUACUCUGCGCAGUCUGGAGCUCCAGAAGCAAAGCUCUGAAACAAUAGAUGCUCUGAUCAAGUUGCGUCAGGAACAACUCGCCACCGAUCUUGAAGCUGAUCCAGAGGCUAAGCGUGAAGAACGUCGGGAGGCUUAUCGUAGUAACCAAUCAAACAACGGAGCUGAAAAGCGUGUGGAGAAGGAAACCCGCGAACGUGAGAGAUCACGAUCCAAUUCACCCAGUGGCUCUGAGUCUGAAGCAGACCAUGAAAAUGGUGGAGAGCAGGAGAAAGAGGGAGAAAAGGCGACUGAAGAGGACAAAGCCGUCAAGGCCGAAGAAGAAGAGAUGGACGAUGAUGAAGGAGGACAAGCAGAUGAUGAUGAUCACAUCGAA